Messenger RNA from Mytilus californianus (California mussel), 915 nucleotides. Its product is annotated as cholecystokinin receptor type A-like. Gene Ontology annotation, biological process: G protein-coupled receptor signaling pathway. Gene Ontology annotation, cellular component: membrane. Gene Ontology annotation, molecular function: G protein-coupled receptor activity. The record is from RefSeq and is a predicted model, not a curated record. The transcript has a single exon. Bases 1 to 876 code for a protein of 291 amino acids. Lineage: Eukaryota; Metazoa; Mollusca; Bivalvia; Mytilida; Mytilidae.
AUGGCCGCAUUGUUAAUAAGUGUAGCAGCUACUCUUACUAAAAACACGAAGCAAGUGAUUUUUCCGGGAUUUGAAGCAUGUAAACUGUUUCUGUACUUUAGCUAUGUAUCUACAAGCAUUUCAUUAUAUCUUCUGUGUGUUAUCGCCAUACAACGAUAUUUAAAAAUAUGUAGACCCUUUGGUCGACAAAUGAAUUUGGUUUGGAAGCGUUGUUCUGUUUUAAUUUGCACAUUGGUAUCAGUUAUUUUGUUUAUACCAGUGCUGUUUUACUAUGGACUGGUUGAAAUUAGAAACCCGAAUCUUGGUAAUAUUACCGGUAACCAGUGCAGUAAUCUCCCUGGUUCCCCGACAAAACUUAAACUGCUGAAGAUUUUCCAAGGACUGGAGGUUUUUGCCACAUUUUGCAAUGUUAGUGUUAUAACAAUAUUGUACAUAUUAAUAACAAAUGCAAUAGUUAAGCAAACAAGUAAAAUGAAAACAGUCCAAACGAAAGUAGAAAACUCUAAUGUUGCAACAGCAGGCAGAUCAGAAACACGAGAAAUGGAAACCAGAAUAGACACCUCUCCUCGAGUUACCGGAGGAAAGAAAAUUCUUUCCACUUAUUCUGAUCCACGAAAAUCUGCUUUCAGAAUAUCGUUCAUGUUCAUGACUAUUACAAUUGUCGGAUUUCUUGCAUACUUGCCAUCUUGGACAUUUAUAUUGAUAGAAACGAACAACCCAACCUUUUGGAAAAACCUUUCUACUGUUUCGUUCCACAUCUGCCUAGCGUUACGGAGAAUGUAUAUGGUAAAUCAUUUAUGCAAUCCUUUUAUAUAUGGAGUGUUCGAUAAGGCUUUCCGGGAAGAGGUGAAGAAAUUGUUUGGCAAACAUGUUUAAGAGUCUUCUUUUGAGACAGAUUGAAAUAAGCAAUGUUGC